CACGGGGUGGGGCCACGCAUCGAUGAGAAGGAAACUGGGAGGUGCGAAGAGAGAAAGUCUGCGGAGUUUCAACAGUCCUGUUGUCAGUUCGUGGACUCAGUGCGGAACCGCGGACGCGUUACCGGCAGCGGCAGUUUUAAAGUCCGUAUCCGUGUAUUGGCACAAUAUCUUAACCUAACACACCGGAACCUUGUAUCAAUGGAAAAAGAAGAACAAGCAGAAGUGGGAAGCCUUUAAUAGUUUCAGUCGCUCAAGUGCUGCCUCCUGCAGAGCCGGUGAAAGAAACAUUUCUAUAGUUCCUGCAAACAAGAGACUCGAACAGAAAGGGAAAGUCUAUGAAUCAUGUUUUAAAUCAGCAUAGCAUUAUGGGACUCAUCAUACACCCCUGCCUUCUGUGUUGCCAAAUGAUGAUAUCAAGAGGUCAGGAUUGUCUUAUGCUGCCUGGAAAUCCCCUAUUAAUUCCACAGUGAGUUGGCAUAUUUUUUGACAGUAAGUUAAACAUGAACAAAAGCAUGGUCUCAAAUGAGUCAUGUCACAAUACCACCUGCAAUGACGCUCUCAUUGUGAAUGGAGAUAACAAACCAGUAACAAGCAUCAUCAUGUUUUUGCUUGGUGUGGUGGGAAACCUCCUGGCUCUCUUCAUCCUCGGAGUGCACCAGAAGGAGCACCGCUCCAGAUCGUCCGUCUUCUGUAUCUUGGUGACCGGCCUGGCCCUCACCGACCUGCUGGGCACCUGCCUCCUCAGCCCGCCUGUGUUCAUCUGUUAUGCCCGCAACAUGUCCCUGAUAGGUAUGGGCAGCAGAGGCCUGUGUAACCUCUUUGGCUUUGCCAUGAGUUUCUUCGGCCUGGCGCCCACGCUCAUCCUGUGCACCAUGGCUGUGGAGCGCUGCCUGGCAAUCAGUCAUCCUUACUUUUACUCUGUACACAUCCGCCCCAGGUUUGCUAAAAUCACUCUUUUCUUUAUUUACCUCUUUUCUUUGGCUUUCUGCCUCCUGCCAUACAGUGGCUAUGGCAAAUUCAGACAGUACUGUCCCGGGACAUGGUGCUUCAUUGAUAUGGAUGCGACAGGAGAUGAGCAGGCCAAAUUGAUUCUGGCUUUCUCUCUGUCCUACUCCUCCCUGAUGGCACUGCUCAUCUUUGCUGUGUUUGUGUGCAACGGCUCAGUGAUUGUCAGUCUGUGCAAAAUGCACCGGAGCCAUGUAACGCGGCGUGGCUCGGUGGCGUCGACGGGGAGGAGGAGGAGGAUAAGCCUGGCCUGGUUUGGACAGGGGGAAGAGGAGAUGGAUCAUCUGGUGUUGCUGGCCCUCAUCACUGUCAUCUUCGUGGUCUGCUCCCUUCCGCUAACUAUUGCAGGCUUUAUCAACGCCAUUCAUCCAUUUUGUGGUGACACAGAGAACCUAACGGCAUUCCGCUUCUACGCCGUCAACCCCAUUGUGGAUCCCUGGGUCUUCAUCAUCUGCCGCAAGUCAGUGUUUCGCCACCUUUGCUCUCUGCUGAGCUGCCGCUUCAGCAAAGGAGCUGUGAAAACGACAGCACAUUGUGCUCUGUCUUUACCCCUUGACAAUCAGAUACAGCGCAACCCCCAAGACAUAGCAAUUUCACAGAACAACGUGUUCUCCAGUUUACCUCUGUGACUCGACAGACACUGCACCCUCGGGUGUGCGAGGUGAUGGACUGCAGGCUGGGUGGAUCACUGAGGCAAAUUUACCACAUGGAAAUUUAACAUUUGCAUACAGGAUUCCUGGACUCACCAUUUUGCGGCACAAAGACUUUGACCAAGAAGUGUCUGUCACAGUGGAAAUCUUCCGUAUGUGGCCAUUUUUAAAUAACUAACUUUGAAAAUAAUGAUUGCACUAGGUCUUAAACUUCACGGACUGAUGGAAAAUGUUUCAAAGUUGCAGGGAGAAAUGUGCCAUGAAACAAACACAGCUGCGUCGUAGCACUAAAGAACACAUCAAAUCAUAUCUAUGAAUGAUAUACUGUAAAGUGAGAAUAUAUGUACUCAGGCAAAACUACAAGGUUUAACAAUAUGCAUGAAUGUCUUCUUGUUUUCUUUCAAUCAGUCUUUUCUUUAAGACACAGCCAGGUAACUCUUGUUUAGUGGAUUGUCCACAUUUAUGGUACCUUUGAUGCUGGAUGCAAGUCACCCUCAACAUGAAAUAUACGUAUUAUCAUUAUUCUGCCGCUGAGCUGAUAAUUUCAUGUUGGUAACAGAUGUACAAGAUGUUUUGCAGAAAAGGUACAGAUUGGUCAUCCCUUUGAGGCUGAAAUACUUUAGAGGUGUUUUGAGCUAAAUGCUAACAUCAGCAUGCUAACAUGCUCACAGUGACAACUGAUGUUUAGCAAGAAAAACAUGUACCUUGUUCACCAUGUUACUUUACCAUACUUGCUUGCUAAUAUUUGCUAAGUAGCUCAAAAUACAAAGUACAGUUGAGUCUGAUGGGAAUGUCAUUAGUUUAGCAGAUAUGUGGUCAUAAAUCAAAGUUGAACAAAGAACUCUGACCUUAUAAUGGUGAAUUUAGGGCUCUGCAAAGUUAGCGCAAUUCGUUGUCUUAGCAGCUUGGAUAACUGUACCAAAUGUCAUGGUAAUAAUCAAUACAAUAGUUGUUUAGACCUGAGGUUGGAUUUACACAGAAAGCUGGGAGGUCAGCAAGAGGCAGUAGACUUCAUUCUCUUAGGGACAUAUCUCACAGCUAUCUGUACAAGACUUUAUAGCCACUCAUCCAAUGUUGGUUGAGAUAUUUCAGCCUGCACCAAAACGGCGACACUGACAUAUCAAAUGGCUACUGCGGCUAAAAAUGUUGUUUCUUAAAACAAAUCUUGAAUUUGAAUUAGAUACUUCUUGACUGCAAGCUGGAAACGGUCUUGGAAAUUAUCCUGGCCCUAUCAGCAACAACGCUGGUUGGUCUUUUAAAAACAUAACAAAUAACCCAUGUGUCCCUGACAGACAGCAUUAAUCUUUUACCCUCCACAGUUCCACCAGUAGCACAGACUAUUGUGAAGUUGCAAGAAUAGGAACACAUACAGUACUUAUACAAAUAUACAUAUAUAUGUAUAUAUAUGAAAUAUAAAUAACAUUUAAUAAUAUUAAUACUUAUAGACUCUCUGUGGUCAGUUCAAAAUGGAACAACUGGUUGUAGAAAAAUGAUCAAACCUGAUGUUAAACCUCUGUUUAAUCAUCUGUUAAACCAGAUCUGGUAAUCUUAAAUUUAAGACCUGAGAGUUGAGUUAAUCAAGUUUCAAAGGCCACUUUUAGUCUUGAACUGGACUUAAUUCCUGUUUGUGUUACCCAGCAAUAUCAUUGCACUGCGUGAACAUUGGACUCCACCUAACAUUUAAGCUACCUAUAAUGAUUGUCUGUGAACGUUCUUUUAAUUAAAAGCCUCCUGCUUUUGAAAAACUUUGCUGCUGCAAAUUGCACUGAGAACUGAUCUUUUGUUGUUGCGACUUUAAUGCUGUAGCUGCGGUGUAGUGUAUUUAUGCCUUUUCACUGUUCUGUGAUGUUGUGUAUCCUAAUUGUGUUGGUUUGAUUUAUGCAGUGGACUGCAGAUACAGGGAUAACAGACUUUAACAGACUUAGAUUUUUUUGUUUUUUUUUUGUCUGUGUUGCACAAUCACUUUUCGCUUUGUCUUUGAUGCUCAGUGCACAUUUUGUUUUUUGAGGAUAUUGAGUUUUCCAUGCAAAAUAAAGGAAAGAAUACUGUAUUUAAA
Monopterus albus (swamp eel) is the source of this 3711-nucleotide messenger RNA. RefSeq names its product prostaglandin I2 receptor (gene ptgir). Bases 501 to 1634 code for a protein of 377 amino acids. Gene Ontology annotation, molecular function: prostacyclin receptor activity. The record is from RefSeq and is a predicted model, not a curated record. Gene Ontology annotation, biological process: adenylate cyclase-activating G protein-coupled receptor signaling pathway; inflammatory response; positive regulation of cytosolic calcium ion concentration. Lineage: Eukaryota; Metazoa; Chordata; Actinopteri; Synbranchiformes; Synbranchidae. Gene Ontology annotation, cellular component: plasma membrane. The transcript has 3 exons.